Gaeumannomyces tritici R3-111a-1 is the source of this 551-nucleotide messenger RNA. RefSeq lists its product as hypothetical. The record is from RefSeq and is a predicted model, not a curated record. The coding region runs from base 68 to 421 and encodes 117 amino acids. NCBI's taxonomy places the organism in Eukaryota, Fungi, Ascomycota, Sordariomycetes, Magnaporthales, Magnaporthaceae. The transcript has a single exon.
AUGUGUGAGCCCCUUCGCACGCCAGGAUACAUGUGGCUGACUCGAAAACUUGCCAAAAACUGUACCUAUGCAGCAGCAGGACUGGAGCCAUGAAGAGCUGCGGAGCCUCCCUGUCUCCGGGCGGGAAGCCCUACCCCAAGCCUCAGCCAAGCCCGCCGCCGCCGCACCCUGCAGGGCCAGACGAAUCCUAGACGCGCCACUCUCUCCUUGCUGCUGUGGCGAGGAGAAAGAGCGGGGAGGUGAUGCCCCUCGUUCCGCAGUGUGGCUAGCCCGGCAGACGUCUAGUGCAUGGAAAACUAGAACCGGGUAUCGGAUGGUCGAGGCGCCCGCGUGUGGAUCUGCAACGGGCUGGCCCGUGCAACGACACCCCGGCGCCGCGGAUCUCGGGGAGCUCACUGGCAGCCAUGGCUACCGCUUAUGACGUCAGGAGAGCAGGGAGGACUUUGUGAUCAUAAGAGUGUUAUUCUGUUACUUUUCUAUUUCCCUGCGUCCAGAUGUCUCUUUCACUCGCUCCUCUCGGCUGCCUGGUCACUUCCUAGUCCGCAGAGCUC